UCGUUGACUGGUGGAAAGCCUGUCAUGGACAAGCAUCGGACAAUGGUCAAAGAGCCUCCCAUUGGUCAGAUGUGUGACGGUUGAACUUGACAGGUAGAAGCCCGGGAUUAGCGGCGUGUGACCAAGAUCAGAUGGGUCUGUGAUCUUCCCGGCUCAUUAAUUGAUCCAUGCUACUGGAGACUCUGGGUAAUGCUGGCUUCUAUGGACUAGGAUAAAUUGCUCUCGAAUUCUCGACAUCAAAUCACUUCAGCUUUGAGCUUCAACCUGUAAACAACUGUACGAAACAUCGUCUGCCAUUGAACAUUAUAUAACUGAAAUAUUUCGAUCGUUAACCUACCUGGCGUUAUGGCUACUCACACUUCCAAGUACUUACAGCUCCCCAGUGCUAGCUCGUGUGAUAUUGGCAAACCAAGUCCAUUGGCCAUGUUAGCUGCAACUUGUCGAAAGAUUGGUACAUCACCACGUGUGUCAUCUCGUCGAGUACUUAGUCUGAGGACAAAGUCACCACAACCUAAAAACAUGUCCAUGCCGAACACAUCUGUUUCUACAUCGUCCUGUUCGUAUCUUCCACCUACACCACCACCGUCACCACCCAUGCAGAUCGCUGUGACGUCACCAUCAUUAUCACCAGCUCUGUCGAUGUCGCCUCAGCCGCUACCACUCCGAUCAGUUAGCCCGGUCAUCACUGGGCACCAGCCAUGCUACUACCCUCUAUACCAACCUGUCAUGCGGUACUCUCCUUACUCCACAACACCUCUAUCAAGACCAGGAGUUCAACCCUCAUCAGUGAGCUACCACUCAGCUACCACUCCAUAUUCUCCGUGUACUCCUUUGAUGAUACCAACGUUCAACCACACGGUUCUACAUCCUCAUUCAUCAUCGUCAUCAUCCAUGUUCGGUGUCUAUCCUCAUCACGAUCAACCCGUUCACGCUACGAUGUCGUCAAUGAAGGUCCGUCACACAAGGAAUCGUCGAUCAUAUCAGCCCGUUGUCAAGGAUGAGGAGGACAUCAUUGACGUCGUGUCGAUCUGAAACUGGACUUUCAAUUGAAAAUUGUAUUGCAAACCUGGACUAAUUUGACAUUUCAUGUUGCAUAUGGCAAAUAUUCAUUUAUUGUAAUAAAUCUCUGAAAGAAAACGAA
Messenger RNA from Strongylocentrotus purpuratus (purple sea urchin), 1141 nucleotides. RefSeq names its product DNA-directed RNA polymerase II subunit RPB1. The record is from RefSeq and is a predicted model, not a curated record. NCBI's taxonomy places the organism in Eukaryota, Metazoa, Echinodermata, Echinoidea, Camarodonta, Strongylocentrotidae. Bases 346 to 1032 code for a protein of 228 amino acids. The transcript is spliced from 2 exons.